GAGAGAGAGAAGUUAGGUAAUGGAGAAAAGAGCAGAGAAGAUAAGGGUGGUGUUGGUUCCACUUCCAUUACAGGGACACAUAACUCCAAUCAUGCAACUCGGUAAAGCCCUUAAUUUGAAGGGCUUCUCAAUUACAGUUGCCCAGGGAGAAUGCAACCAAGUAAGUUCAUCUCAACAUUUAUCUGGCUUUCAAUUUGUCACCAUACCAGAAACUGUGCCGGUGUCUCAAUACGAGAGAAGACCAGUUGAGUUUGUGAUGAAGCUCAACAAAACUAGUGAGGCAAGCUUCAAGGACUGUAUAGCUCAGUUGUUGCUACAACAAGGCAGUGAUAUAGCAUGUAUCAUCUACGACGAGCUCAUGUACUUCUGUGGAGCUACAGCUAAGGAGUUCAACCUUCCAAGUAUCAUCUUUAGCACUACAACUGCUACACAUAAAUUUUGCUGUAGUGUUUUAAGCAAACUCAAUUCCAAGAAGUUUUUGAUCGACAUGCAAGAUCCUGAAGUGCAAGACAAGGAAGUGGAAAAUUUGCAUCCAUUAAGAUACAAAGACCUACCAACUUCAGGAAUGGGGCCACUAGAGCCAUAUUUUGAGCUCUUGAGAGAGAUAAUCAAGAAAAGAACAGCUUCGGCUGUUAUCAUCAACACGACGAGCUGUCUAGAGAACUCUUCCCUGUCAUGGCUUCAACAAGAACUGGGAAUCCCAGUGUAUCCAUUAGGCCCUCUUCACAUUUUAUCUUCAGUGAAAUCUAGUUUACUCAAAGAGGACAAGAACUGCAUUGAAUGGCUGAACAAGCAGAAACCGAAGUCAGUCAUAUACGUAAGCUUUGGAAGCCUAGCUCUGAUGGAAACCAAGGAUGUAUUGGAGAUGGUUUGUGGAUUGUUCAAUAGCAACCAACCGUUCUUAUUGGUUAUCCGACCGGGUUCUAUCCUCGGCUCAGAAUGGAUAGAGUCAUUACCAGAGGAAGUCAGUAAGAUGGUCUCAAAAAGGGGGUACAUUGUGAAAUGGGCACCGCAGAUAGAAGUACUUGGACAUCCUGCACUGGGAGGGUUCUGGAGUCAUUGUGGAUGGAACUCAACGCUUGAGAGCAUUGUGGAAGGAGUUCCAAUGAUUUGUAUGCCUUUUAUUGGUGAGCAGAAGCUAAACGCAAAGUAUAUAGAGAGUGUGUGGAGAGUUGGGAUUAAGCUUGAAGGUGAAAUGGAAAGAGGAGGAGUAGAGAGAGCUGUGAAGAGGUUGAUUGUGGAUGAAGAAAGUGAAGGCUUGAGGGAGAGAGCACAUGUUCUAAGAGAGAAGCUAAAAGCCUCUGUAAGAAGUGGAGGCUCCUCAUACAACGCAUUGGAUGAGCUCGUGAAGAUGCUGAACUUCGUGCACUAUUAACUGAUUAGAGAUCAAUGAAUUGUGUGGAUCAAGCUUGAUCUUUUAAAAUUUACAAAGUACCAUAAAUAAAGCUACACUGCAGCUGGUCUUAAUUGUAACGAUAAAUAGCUAGCUACAAGUAAGAAAAAAGGUGCAAGUCACAGUUCCUUCGACCAUACAACUCAA
Molecule: messenger RNA, 1540 nt
Organism: Eutrema salsugineum
Lineage: Eukaryota; Viridiplantae; Streptophyta; Magnoliopsida; Brassicales; Brassicaceae
Product: UDP-glycosyltransferase 76E6
Exons: 2
Coding region: 20-1375 (451 amino acids)
Molecular function (GO): UDP-glycosyltransferase activity
Source: RefSeq, a predicted model, not a curated record